UCACAUAAUGAGGGUAAUUAAAAAUCUCAAGUGUAGGAUAAAUAUCUAGAAAAAAUAUAGAAAUGGUGCUGAUCAUAUUGAGUGCUGGGUUGACUUCAAUUUCAAGAUGAAAAUAUCUGUUUUCCUUGGUGCAUUUGUUAUUUUUUCGAUUUCUACUAAUGUUCAAUUCGUGGAAUCUCAUUUAAGCAAUAUUGAUUUAUGGAAGAUUAUUCACCAGUUAUUUCCACCUACAGUUAGACCUACCAUAAGACCACCUCUUGUUAUUUCUCCAGUAUACCCCAUACCUUUUCCAGUUGAACCGUCAUUAACUGAUCUUCCACCAAAUAACAAUGAUCACAGCACUGUCCAUGACGAUGUAGCCAUAGAAACAACUACACCACAACCAUCAACUACAAGUCAUGAACACUUAUCCAAAGAACAAAUUCACAAAGAGCUGAGGCGUGAAGUGCUCGAUACCAUCGCUCAAAUCACGGACAUAUUGCUUCUCCUGCCAGCUAAAACUCUGAAAUUAGUUUCUGUAAUUCUGCCGAUUCUUGGGAACAUCAUUGACAUUAUUUCAGUAUACCUCAAACUAAAGAUAUAGUUUCGAUUUCAGCUAUAUCUUAAAAUCUCGUCCAGAACAAAAUCUGUCAAUGAUAAAAAAUAAACGAAAUUAUUAGGA
Messenger RNA from Harmonia axyridis, 661 nucleotides. RefSeq lists its product as uncharacterized. The record is from RefSeq and is a predicted model, not a curated record. The coding region runs from base 107 to 583 and encodes 158 amino acids. The transcript is spliced from 4 exons. Lineage: Eukaryota; Metazoa; Arthropoda; Insecta; Coleoptera; Coccinellidae.